AUGGAUUCUAAACUGCUUAUAAUUGUUGCGGUGGUGUUGCUAUGCGUGGGAGCAGAGGACACGGGUCCAUUCUCCUAUGUGAACAAAGGAGAUCUGGGAGAUUAUACUGUAGAGUAUGGCGCUACCUACAGAACCGCUCCGUUAUCAUCCCCCGGCGGCACUUUUCAACUAGUCUUCUUCAACACCACGCCCAAUGCAUUCACGCUGGCUAUCCGCAUGGGCUACUAUAGCAAUGCUGAAACCAUGCGUUUCGUCUGGACCCCAAACAGACACCACCUUGUCUCCGACAACGCCACUCUCAACUUCACAACCAAAGGAGAUCUGAUGCUCCACGACGCCGAUGGAACCCUCGUCUGGUCUACCAACACUUCCAACAAGGGCGUUGUAGGGAUCGAACUCCGGACAAAUGGAAACAUGGUGCUCCACGACAAAAAGAACAGAACGGUCUGGCAGAGCUUCGAUUCGCCCACAGACAGUCUCUUGGUAGGGCAGUCAUUAGACAUAAGCCGAGUGAGGAAGCUGGUGAGCCGGGCUUCGGAGAAAGACGGCUCGGAGGGGCCUUACAGUAUGGUAAUGGAAGCAGGCGGUUUUGCACUCUAUGCUAGUUUGCCUAACCCUCUGCCCUACUGGACUCUCAGCUUCUACGACAACCAAAUAAAGGACUUGUUCGCCAUCACACAUACCUGCAAACGGCCAGUUUCGAGUGUCACUUUUCUUAGUGACCCGGACGCCGAUAAUGGGUUCCGGCAGAUGAUCGAAAUGAGGCUGGCCAAUGUGAGCGCUCCGCCUCAACAGAGAGCUCCCGAGCUCUGCAAUCUCACCUCCGAUGAAACCUCCACUGCUCUCUACGGAUUCACCACUCCCAGAUUUAAUUCCACAUUGUCGUUCCUCAGGCUGGAUUGGGAUGGGAAUCUGAGAAUGUAUACAUACUCUCCCCAGAUUGAAUACAAUCAAUGGGAUAUCACAUACGAGCGGUUUAAGUGCCAGGAAGGAGUAUAUGGGUGCGGCCCACCCAGAAAGUGCGGAUCGCUUGGGCUCUGUCAGGAUGGUAGCUGUGUGGGGUGCACUCAGCCUGAGGGUGUGAUGGGGUGGAGCACUAAAUGCUCUCCUCCGAAGCUUCCAAAGUGCGGUGCUACUAACAAUGCUUCUGUCGACUUUUACAAAGUGGUGGGGGCGGAGCAUUUCUCUAAUAAAUAUGUGGCAGGAAUUGGGAAGGUUAAAGUGGAGGAUUGUAGGAAGAGGUGUUUGAGUGACUGUAAGUGCGCGGCAUUCUUCUAUUGGCAGGAAUCAUCAACGUGCUUCCUCACACAGAAUUUGAAUACUCUGCAGCAAGUUGGAAAUAGUACGCACCUCGCGUUUAUCAAGUAUGCAAAGAAUGUUUAG
This is a messenger RNA of Cryptomeria japonica (Japanese cedar), 1383 nucleotides long. RefSeq names its product EP1-like glycoprotein 2. The coding region runs from base 1 to 1383 and encodes 460 amino acids. The transcript has a single exon. The record is from RefSeq and is a predicted model, not a curated record. Lineage: Eukaryota; Viridiplantae; Streptophyta; Pinopsida; Cupressales; Cupressaceae.